This is a messenger RNA of Drosophila sechellia, 641 nucleotides long. RefSeq lists its product as uncharacterized. The record is from RefSeq and is a predicted model, not a curated record. The transcript has a single exon. The coding region runs from base 34 to 588 and encodes 184 amino acids. NCBI's taxonomy places the organism in Eukaryota, Metazoa, Arthropoda, Insecta, Diptera, Drosophilidae.
AGCCGAGCUGAGACGUGUAGUCUUUUUAAGACAAUGUCGAUUAAAAUAGUCGGCCUACUUUUUAUGUUAGCCGGUCAGUCCUUGGGAGAACUCGUGCGUAUAGAUCUUAAAGAUUUGGGCUUUCAGAUCUCAGGAAGCGGUCUUAACUCUCGUCCCAAAUCGAUCAGCAGCAAUCAUAAGAACAAGACUCUGUCGGAUUACAAUGUCUAUCUGAACGAGUAUUACAGCAAUCAAUGGCAGCAGUUCUAUCUGGCUCAAGCGGCCUACAAUCAAUAUUAUGGACUUUACACAGUUUAUAGUCCCUACGAAAGCUACGGACCAUAUGUGAUAUGGUCCUAUAAGACACCUGGUCACCAUGGUCGUCGUGGACACCGCCAUCGCCCUAAACCAACGCAGCUUCCAACACAGUCAUAUCCAUUCCUACAACCUCUACUGCGACGACUACGACAAUUUCUACCUAUUAAAGUGCGAUUUGUUCCUCGAAAGAAAAGCAAACCAAGUCGCCGGCGACGCAAGCCACAACUAAGACAACUCCAACCAUAUCCACUGCAAUUACAAAAGCCAAUUAAGUACGUAGCUAAAAAAUAAAGUACACUUUUUUAAAUCUUUAUUAAAACUGGCAAACGAUUAUACCAAACGAA